AUGCAGGCCUUGGAGCCGGCCGCGGCUGGCUUCUAUGAGGAGGACGGCAGGGACCUGGACUUCUACGACUUCGAGCCCCUCCCCACUCUGCUGGAGGACGAGGAGAACGUGUCCCUGGCCGACAUCCUCUCCCUGCGGGACAGUGGCCUCCGCGAGCAGGAGGCCUGGGCCGUGUGCCUGGAGUGCUGCCUGUCCAUGCGGAGCGUCGCCCACUCGGCCAUCUUCCAGACCCUCUGCAUCACGCCCGACACGCUGGCCUUCAACACCAGCGGGAACGUGUGCUUCAUGGAGCAGCUCAGCGAUGACCCUGAGGGCGCUUUUGUUCCCCCAGAGUUUGAUGUGACUGGGAACACCUUUGAGGCCCACAUUUACUCCCUGGGGGCCACGCUGAAGGCAGCCAUGGAGUAUGUGCCAGAGCCUGAGCAGGAGCCCAAGCUCAGCGCGGAUCUGGAGGCGCUGCUGGGCCAGAUGCAAGCGGAGAAGCCGGGGGACCGGCCUGACCUGGAGAGCAUCAUCGCGCUGUGUGAGGAGAGGAUGAAGAGCACGUCCUCCUGCCACCUGUGCCGAAGCCUCUCAGCUGUCGGGAGGAGGGUGCUCUCCAUCGAGUCCUUCGGAGCACUCCAAGAUAUCAGUGAGAGCGCCUGGAGGGGGAGAUUCGCGCCCAGAAGUUCGGGGCCCAAGGGGCAGCCUCGGGACCGUGGCACUGACCCUAAGGUCCCACAUGCCCCGCUGGGCCUGCCUGCAGGUGGCCCUGGCAACCUGGAGCAGGAGAGCAGCUGGGGUGCCCGCCCCCUGUCCCCGAAGCCCCUGCUCUUGGCACCUGUGAGAAACGGCGAGACCCUCGACAGGGAGGGGCUGUGCUCAGAGCAGCUGGCCGGCCUCCUGCUGGACACCAGGGGCCCCCUGGGCGACCUGGACCACGGCCUGCUCAAGAGGAGCCGCCUGAGGAAGGUGCAGACCUUCCCCCGGCUCCUGGCCGAGGGCCCUGAGGCCAGUGCCCUCUGCCUGUCACUGACCAGAAGCCAGCUGCCCAUGUCCGAACUGUUCCCUGCAGACUACAGGAAAAUCUUUCCAGAGGGGAAAAAUGGCAUUCUGGGCUUCAGGGCACUGCCCAAGUACAGACUCUGGCCCAAUGAGGGGUCUGAGCCCCCAGUGGGCGAGGCGCGAGGCACAGGAGGCCGGGGGGACAGGGGAGCCCUACCAGGGGCUGGUCUGGGUGGUGGCACUGGGCUGGGAGGCGCCUGCCACGGAGCGGCAGCCUGCACCCCUGGACAGCCAGAGGAAGAGGGGCCCUCACAGCCAGCCAGGGCAACGUCCUGCCCCAGCCAGGACCUUCUGGAGGAGAACCCCCCACCUUGCCCCCUGGACCUUGGAGACCCCAGGGCUCGCUGCAGUGCUGCUGGCAUCACAGAAGAAGCAGGGCACCCGGGUGGCACAACCAUGGAGCAGCGGAUGUCCCUGCAGGACCUCCUGGUGAAGCUUGGCCGGCCCUUCCGGGAAUACGAGCUCUGGGCGCUGUGCCACGAGAGCCUCCACACCCUGCAAACCUACAUCGAGUUCCCAGCCUACCUGUGCCUGGACUCCGUGCUGGUCGCCGAGGAUGGCACUGUGCUCUUCGGGGUGCCCCCUGCCGACGGCUCAUACAAUUCAUUUUUUGUGGCUCCCGAGGUCACAGAGGAGAAGCUGGUGACGGAAAAGGCCUCAGUGUACUGUGUGGCUGCCGUCCUGUGGACCGCAGCCAAGUUCAGCAUGCCUCGUGACCACAAGCUGGCCCUGCCUCGAAGGCUCAAGGCCCUCCUGUUGGACAUGGCCAGAUGCAGCACCCAGGAGCGGCUGUCUGCUGCCGAGGCCAUCAAGAUGUGCAACAGCUACCUCCUUCAGCGAGGCAUGGACAGCAAGAAGAUUUUAGCCCACCUGAGUGCAUCUACCUGUAAGGUCUACCAGGAGGAAGAAACCAUCAGUCUCCAAAGUGCUCCCUCAGUGACUGAGCUGGAGCUGGAUGCGGCAUGCCCCCUGGAGCCCAGCCAAGGCUUCAUGCCCGUCGGCAGGGACACCAGGCUGGCUGCUGUGCAAGGACCCGUGCCCAGCAAACUCACCUCCCCCACGGAAGCCACAGAUCUGCCGGCGGCCUUCACUUCUGCGGCCACCCACUUCAAACCCAUCGUGCUCGUCCGGGAGGCAGAUGCAGCCGCGGAUGAGCCCGCUCUGUCCCCUGGACUGGCCGAGAGACCGGAGGAGAGGAGAGACAGAGACGAGGGCAGGGGGACCCUGGCUCCCGAGGCCCACGGGGCAACUGCCACCACCGAGACGCCUGAGAGGCCAGCGUCGGGUGCAGAGCCGCCGGGCAUACCCCCAGAAAGGCUUGGAGAGUCAGCCAAAGAGCGCCCCUGUCCUGCAACCCGCGUCCUGUCCCACCAGCCGGUACAGCCCGCUUCCUCGAAGACCCCCAGCUCCCCGAUCCAGGAUUCUCCACCCACCCAGCCCAGGAAGGCACAGGUCCCGCCAGAGCAGAGAUCCGAGGAGCCGCAGAGGCCCGAGGAGCUGGCCCCUAUGGGGGCCACUUCCGGAGCCCUCGGGUCUGCGCUCGUCGGGGCACCCGCGGCCAGCCAAGGCCCACGCCGCCCUCCCAAGACGCCCAGGGGCACAGUCCCUGAGCGACCAGACCAGGAACCCCAGGGCCCCCGAUGGGAGGCACAGGUCAGUCCAAAGGGCCCCAGGGGAACAUCGGGCAGAGAGCGGCCCAGGCCCGCGGACCGCAAGCUGUGUCCCUCGGGCACGGACGCGUCACCCCUGGAGAGGGCGGCCUGUCCCUCGCUGCAGGAGACUAUGCGCCUCAUCCAGGAAGAGUUCGCCUUCGAUGGCUACCUGGACAACGGACUGGAGGCUUUGAUCAUGGGGGAAUACAUACAUGCCUUGAAAGACCUCACCUAUGCCACUUUCUGCGGUGCCAUAUCGGAGAAGUUUUGCGACCUUUACUGGGACGAGAAGUUACUGCAAAACCUAUUCAAGGUGGUAAACGGGACAUCGCCCUGUGAGAGUGUUUCCCAGGAGGCCACGCAGCAGCCCAAGGGGGAUGUCCAGAUUGGCGUGCCCACCAUCUGCUCCCCAUCCAGCAGAAGACCCUCAGGGCCCAGGCUUGGCAAAGAGAAGCCGGCCACCUCCCGUGCCUCAGACCUCAAAUCGGAGGAACUCUCCCAGGGUAAUUUCGAAGUGGGGUUCCGGCCACAGAAAUCCAUCAAAGCUGAGAAAGAGCCUGCAGCUGAAGGCGGCCAUCCAUGCAGCGGGGACCUGGGCCCUGAGCUGGUCAGCAGGAGCCUCAACUCAGGGGCAGUGGCCCGGCUGGAGGAGGGCAGCCUGGGUGUGCCGCCGGGCCCCGCUGAGCUUCAGAGCUGCAGCCCCGGCUGGUGCAGUGCCUUCUACGAGGCUGAUUGCUUCAGCGCAGACGUGCACAGCUACGUGGAGGAGCUGGGGCGGCAGAAGGCCAGCGGGGCAGCAGACACCGAUGCCCAGCACCUGGAGCUGGAGCAGCAGCUGAUGAUGGAAAGGAGGAGCUACCGCAAGACCCUCAAGUUCUAUCAGAAGCUCCUGCAGAAGGAGAAGAGGAACAAAGGUUCUGAGGUGAAGACAAUGUUGUCCAAGCUGAAAGGGCAGCUGGAAGAGAUGAAAUCCAAGGUGCAGUUCCUCGGACUGGUCAAGAAGUACCUGCAGGUGGUCUAUGCAGAGCGCUGGGGCCUGGAGCCCAGCGCCCUGCCAGUGAUCGUGAACAUCGGGGCGGCCCACUGUGGGACGCUGGACUUCAGUCCCCUGGACGAGUCGUCCUCCCUCAUUUUCUACAACGUCAACAAGACCCUGUGUGGUGGUGGCAGCAGCAGCAGGCAGGAGAAGGCCCGGGUCCUACAGGCCGGCACGCCGCUCGGGCUCAUGGCUUACCUGUACUCCAGCGACGCCUUCCUUGAGGGCUACGUGCAGCAGUUCCUGUAUACCUUCCGCUACUUCUGCACACCCCACGACUUCCUGCAGUUUCUCCUGGACCGCAUCAACAGCACCCUGCCCAGAGCCCACCAGGACCCUACCUCAACCUUCACCAAGAUCUACAAGCGCAGCUUCUGCCUGCUGCAGGCCUGGGUGGAGGACUGCUACACUGUUGACUUCAUGAGGAACGCCGGGCUCCUGGGGCAGCUCCAGGGCUUCAUGUCCUCCAAGAUCACACCUCCAGAUGGCUACGCAGAGCACCUGCUGGCCCUGCUGGAGGUGAGCACAGACCGGCGGGGCGAGGGGGCCACACGUGCCGGAGACCUGGAAGACUCCAAGGAGGCCGAGGAAGACACCCGGCCCCUCAACGCCCUCUGUAAGAAGUUCUCAGAAGAUGGCCUCUCCCGGAAGAGCUUCCCCUGGCGGCUGUCCAAGGGUAACGGGCUGGCACUGGGACCGCACAAGGAGCGCCAGUAUACCAUUGCGUCAGCCCUGCCCAAGCCCUGCUUCCUGGAGGAGUUCUACGGCCCCUAUGCCAAGGCCAGCGAGAAGGGGCCCUACUUCCUGACUGAGUACAGUACCCACCAGCUCUUCACUCAGCUGACAUUGCUGCAGCAGGAAUUGUUUCAAAAGUGCCACCCCGUCCACUUCUUAAACUCACGAGCCUUGGGUGUCAUGGACAAGAGUACGGCCAUCCCGAAAGCCUUCUCUUCUGAGUCUUUGUCAGCUAAAACCUGCAGCUUAUUUCUGCCAAAUUACAACCAAGACAAGUACCUGCUGCAGCUGUUAAGGAAUGCCGAUGAUGUCAGCACCUGGGUGGCUGCUGAAAUUGUGACCAGUCACACCUCCAAGUUGCAGGUGAAUUUGCUGUCCAAAUUUCUGCUGAUUGCAAAGUCUUGCUAUGAGCAGAGGAACUUUGCAACUGCCAUGCAGAUCCUGGGGGGCCUGGAGCACCUGGUCGUGAGGCAGUCCCCCGCCUGGAGAAUUUUACCCGCCAAGAUCGCGGAAGUCAUGGAGGAGCUGAAGGCCGUGGAGGUCUUCCUCAAGAGCGACAGCCUGUGUCUGAUGGAAGGGCGGCGUUUCCGGGCCCAGCCCACAAUCCCCUCAGCCCACCUCCUGGCCAUGCACAUCCAGCAGCUGGAGACAGGGGGCUUCACCAUGACCAACGGGGCCCACAGGUGGAGCAAGCUCAGAAACAUAGCCAAGGUGGUAAGCCAGGUGCACGCUUUCCAGGAAAAUCCCUACACGUUUGCCCCCGACCCCAAGCUCCAGUCAUUCCUCAAGCAGAGGAUUGCACGCUUCAGUGGGGCCGAUGUCUCCAUCUUGGCUGCGGAUAGCAGGGCCAACGUGCACCAGGUCACCAGUGAGAAGCAUUCACGAAAGAUCCAGGACAAGUUCCGGAGGAUGAAAGCAACAUUCCUGUAAC
Molecule: messenger RNA, 5398 nt
Organism: Loxodonta africana (African savanna elephant)
Lineage: Eukaryota; Metazoa; Chordata; Mammalia; Proboscidea; Elephantidae
Gene: KNDC1
Product: kinase non-catalytic C-lobe domain containing 1
Exons: 30
Coding region: 1-5397 (1798 amino acids)
Biological process (GO): regulation of dendrite morphogenesis; small GTPase-mediated signal transduction
Cellular component (GO): dendrite; guanyl-nucleotide exchange factor complex; neuronal cell body
Molecular function (GO): guanyl-nucleotide exchange factor activity
Source: RefSeq, a predicted model, not a curated record